AAAUGCAUUGGCACUCAUGGCCCUUGUUUUGACUUUGCGUCUUGUAGGACUUCAUCUCUCCGCACCUCAAAAUGUUCACAGACGAGGACUUCGGGGCGCACGGGGCGCACAUCGACCUCACCGUCCCCGUGCCCAGCAUGGAGCUGACAGGCUACGGCCUGCGGACCAAGAGCGUCCACGUGGUGGACGGCGUGUGGGUGGUGUUUGAGGAGCCAGACUUCUGCGGGGAGGCGUACGUGCUGGAGAAGGGUCUGUACGGGAACCCGGAGGACUGGGGCGCCAUGCAGCCGCUGGUCGCCUCGGUGAUGCCCAUCGUGCUGGACAACUUGGGAAACUCUGCCAAAUUCAAGGUGCAUUUGUUCUCCAAGGAGGACUUCCAGGGCUCGGAGGCGGUUCUGGAGGACAGCGCCGAGGAGCUGCAGCCGGGGUUCGCCGUGGCGUCCUGCAGGGUGCUGGCGGGCAGCUGGCUGGCCUUCGAGGGGGCUGGCUUCAGCAGCAGGAUGUACGUGCUGGAGGUGGGCAGCUAUGCGGACCGGAGGGCGAUGGGCUGUGUGGACACCCACGCCAACAUCCUGUCACUGCAGACCGCCGGCUUUGAGUUCUCCCUGCCGUCGGUCACGCUGUUCGAGCGUGCGGGCCUGCGGGGGAAGAGGGCCAUGCUGACGGCCGGCUCCGUCAACCUCCAGCUGGCCGGAGCCUUCAGCCGCGUGCAGUCGGUCCUGGUGGAGGGGGGCAUGUGGGUGCUGUACAAGGAAAUCAGCUACAGAGGAGACCAGAUUCUGCUCAGGCCAGGGGAGGUCCCCGAUUGGCGCGGCUACAGCAGCUGGCACAAUAUCGGGUCCCUUCGGCCGCUAGUCCAGAAGCAGGUGUACAUCCGUCUGAGGAACCGCGGCUCGGGGCUGCUGAUGGGGGUGACCGGGGAGCUGGAGGACCUGAAGCUGAUGAGGGUCCAGGAGACGGAGGAGACGGGCGGGGUGGAGCAGGUCUGGGUCUACCAGGACGGACGCCUCCGCUGCAAGCUCCUGGAGGAGUGCUGUCUGAGUCCGAGCGGCACCAUGACGAUGGCGGGGAGCCGCCUGGGCCUGUCCCCGGAGCCCGAGGGCCUGCAGCACCUCUGGAGCAUCAGCCCCGACGGCGAGAUCCACCACGUGGGGCCCGCGGGCCUGCUGCUGGACGUCAAAGGGGGGCAUAACUACGACAAAAACCAAGUGAUUCUCAGCACCUUCGACCCGAAUAAGCCGACCCAACAGUGGGAUGUGGAGAUUGUAUGAAAGACUUUUGAGCUACAGGAUUGACCCCGGAUGUCCUGUGUGAAGCUCCGCCCUCCGUGCUGUGGGGCGCAGAAGCAGGAGGGACCCCGUCAGUUCUGAGACCAGGGGCCACACCAGGAGUACGACUGCCUUUAGCUGCUGGACUAUGAAGCAAGCGGGGAUUAUGGGAAAUGUGGUUACAACUACGAAGCAAGCAAUGAAGCAGGACCAAGGAAUCAGACUAUGGACUCUUCUUGCAUCAGUACUUGAGAUAUAUUUUCAGUAGGUCUGCUUUUAUCAUUGAGUAUCUCAGUUUUAUGGUUCUAUAUUUUUCAUGAAUAGUCAGUUUGGAUUCUUUGAUAAACAAUAUAAUUUUCUUUGGACCUUUUUUCAAUACAUACAGUAUUUAACUUCAUCAGCGUGCCUUACAUCCCUGAAGCAAUAAAAAAAACGGCCUUUUCUUGAAAA
Molecule: messenger RNA, 1718 nt
Organism: Gadus macrocephalus (Pacific cod)
Lineage: Eukaryota; Metazoa; Chordata; Actinopteri; Gadiformes; Gadidae
Product: beta/gamma crystallin domain-containing protein 1-like
Exons: 10
Coding region: 72-1271 (399 amino acids)
Source: RefSeq, a predicted model, not a curated record